AUCGUACAUAAAAUAGGAGAGAAGAUACUGACCGUUGAAGUUAAAAUAUGCAACGAAUAUAUAUUGAAGCUAAAAAUUCAAAUGGGCUGUGAACUCAUUAUUAAAAUAAUAGCAAAUAAAAUUUUCGUUUAAUAUAUAACCCCAGUGCAUAACUGUAACAAUUGACUUUUUUUACAUUUUGCUUUGGCAUAUUUAUUCCAAACGGUCAAAUCGUUUCAUAUUUAUUAUCGUACAUAAAAUAGGAGAGAAGAUACUGACCGUUGAAGUUAGAAUAUGCAAUUCGUGUUACAGUUUUGCUCGUCAGUGUAUAUGCCUUAAAAGCGCAGGAAAAGGACUAUUUAAUUUUUUUAUAAGUCCAAUAAAUUUUGAAGUACGCCUGAAAAGUAUGUAACAGGUAGAAGGAAGCGUUUCCGACCCUAUACAGAAUGUAUAUUCUUCAUUAGGAUUUUCUUGUCCGUCUAUCAGACGUAUAAAUGCUUCGAUGUCAGGAACUAUUAAAGCUAUAAAGUUGAGAUAAAGCUUUAGAGAUAAGGAUAUUGUGUGAGGUAUGUCUCUUUUUGUUUAGUCAUAGCAAUGUGUGUACCUUAGUUUAAUAUAGUAUUAAUUAUCAGGUCAAGCGAUCAGAAGCGUUAUAUCGUGAACAACUUACUGGUUCAAGACAUAUCCUGCUAAAUUGACAAUGUCUAGUUGGGGUAUAAUCAUUAUUUAGCAAUUAUGCAAAAUAUCAAACAUUUUUCUUUAGCGUCAGUUUUUAAUGAGAUUUUUAGGACACAGGUACGAUUUGGGAAUACCACCUGGACACUCCCCAUCGAAGUCAACCAGGCGACACUUUUAGGGAUUAUAACGAUUGUUAUCAUUAACAAGUCGUUUUGGUAUCCUGCAAAAACAAGAGCGAUAUCGCGCAUUAAUCGCUCCAACAAUGUUCAGUGACAAUUGCUGCUAAAAGUUAUUCUAUUUUCGAGAUAGUACAUGAAGAAUAUUUCUUGGCUUUCCCAGAAAACCGAAUCUAUUUUCUUUCUAAACCAUUGAGCGUCUCCUUGCUGCAUCUGCGCCGGCUUUGGUCCACUGUUUGCUUCUUAUUCAGUUCUAUGGUGUGUAGUAUAGGUACCAGUUGUCAUCAACCAAUUACCUAUUACCCAAAUCUGAUAUCUCUGUGAUUAGUCAUUUCCGAUCCGCCACAUAAUUUCAUGUAUUUUUAUUACGUGUUCCACUGUUACCGCAUAAGAGGGCAUCCCACUGAUGACUUCAGUAGAUAAUUUUGCCACUAUUAAAGUCUCGAAACCAAUAUUUAACGGUACAGGCUGAAGAACCAUUAGUCCCAUAAUAUUUUCGCCUGUUAACAAAAAUCAUAUUUCCGCUAAGAGCUUUGACCUUUCCUAAAUAUAAAUACUCACUAAAAGAAGGCGACAUUUUUUUAGUGACAGCAUUGCAAUUUAAAGGUUAUUAUUCACUAAACUUACUUAGAUAAUAAAUCGAAUUUGCUCUGACCAAAAUGGAAGCUAUAUUAGAUGGUAAAUGGUGGGAGACAAUCUUUUUAAGUCCACCUUAUAAGUUAUAAAACAAUUUAUAAUAACAAAGAUAAAAAAGAUUAUUUGUUUUUAGAUAGGAAAUUGCUAACAAAAAUAUCAGAGUCUUAUUUCGUAUAUGACAAUCAUGCGUAGUAAGAUUAUCUCUACAGUACUAUUUAUGUGCCUAUUACCUAAUUCUAUACUUUCCCAAAAUUUGACAAAGAUAAAAUGUCUUGACGAGUUUACUAAGACAACAUCAGGCACGGCAUAUUGGAAGUAUAAAGGCAUUCCUUAUGCAAUAUCUGAAGACCUACUGUGCCUAAAAUCAAACCAUCAAAUUUUAUUGCGCGUGUGCGAUACAAAAUCUGGUCAUUGGAUGCCGGAUUUGAUAGAGUGCAAAAUGAGUAUGAACAAAAACAUGCACUGCCCUGAUGAUCUUUUUGAAAUUCGAGACGUUGGUAACGUUCCACUUUGCUUAAAAAUUUCUACUAAACCUCAAGCGUUCAAUGAAAAAUUUUUCUACGGCUCAAAUAUUAUUAUUCCUAUUGAUUUAACAAACACAGAAAUUUCUACAGUAUCCAAGUUCUUGAUAAAGAAUAAUAUUUAUGAUUAUUGGCUGCCAAUUCGUCGAAAAAACGAAGUAAUGCCUUAUGAAGUACGUUUGCCAGGAAAUUCUUGGAGAAAGGAAAUAAAUGAGAGUUUAAUACACUUAAAAAAAAAACCCAAUGAGCACUGCCUAAAGCAUACUAUAAUUAAUAAAACAGCAACUGACUUUAAAAACCAAAUAGUAUCUGUAGACUGCAAUACUUUCUUAAAUGCAGUGUGCAUUUUUAAGUCGGAACUGAUAUCUAAUGCGGGAUGUCCGAGCGGCUUUGGAGCUUUAGUCUAUCACCCGUCAGUAUGUUAUGGUAUGGCCUGGAAAAAUACCACGUAUGAACACGUUGAUCUAAAAGAGUACUUAAAAAAACGAAAUUGGCUAAGGCGAAUUUUAGCAAAGUAUGUCUCAAAGAAAAAUCAAAACGAAUAUUUUAAAAUUGAUUUUCUUUCUCAUCACUUGACAGAAAAAUAUGUUAUACUAAUGAAUCUAUCUGAAAAUUUCCAAAUUGUUAGCAAUGGCUUGAAAUGGAUUCCCACUUUAAGCAAAAAAAUUGUAAAGCCAAGUAGUGCUAUUGAAAUGGUAUUGGAAAUAGAUGACGUCUCUAAAGCGCUUAGGCUGGUGAUUUAUAAUCGAAAGUAUUUAUGGGUAAAUAACAACUCUUAUGUUGGUGCCCAAUGUUUUGCAUUUUUAGAAUAUGGAACUCUAAAAAAAGCCAACUUGGACCUCGUUUGGGAGAAUCAAGAACAAUCUUAUUCAAUUCUUAAUGUCAAUUUAUUUUCAAGCUAUCGCACCGAAUAUUGGUGUGAAGGUCACAGCAUUUUUGAGUUUCAGCUGGUUUCCACCCGGUUGCUGGUAGAUUAUAACAGAAACACUGCGCAUAGUUUUGUUAUACGUUGGAACGUCUCAUGUAUAAAUGCAAGUUUUGCAUUUAAUUUGUGUGAUGAAGUAACCGGUAAACAUUUAAGAAACCUUUCAGAAAGCAUAUACGGAAGCAGCGAUCUAGGUCAUCUUUUCAUACACGAUGUUCGAAUAAUGAAUAUGGAAUGGAUCAAAAAUAUAUAUGUUGUUUUUUGGAUUCAUAUAUUUGCGGCUCUCAAAAUAACAGCAGAAUAUGAUGUCCAUGAACUUGCCUUUGGGGACAAUGCCCCCAUAAUAACAAAGAACUCAUUUGCCUUUAUGCAAAUUAAAAUUACACUGAACAUUUUUUUUUUUAGUUUCAUUAAAAACUCAACUUAUCUCAUACGUAGUAAAGAUUAUUGUUCAUCAGAGCGUUCAUUUUCAAACGAUGGACUACAGUGGACUACAACGCGUAUUGGAGAAAUCGCUACGACAAAGAAAUUGUGUAUUAAAAAAAAUGGUAUGCCUUACACGCGAUUAUGUUUAGGCGAUUUUGUUCAUGGAGCAUAUUGGAAAGAGUUUACACAACCAGUCGUAUGUGAAAGUCCUAAGUAUAAUACAAAAGUAUUGCAUAAUUUGAUUAAAGCCAAAAUUGUUAAGUCCUUACCAGAAAAAGCUUUACAAAAUGUGAAAGACAUAAUUGCAAAUAGUAAAAAUAGUAUAGUUCCAGCUGACAUCUUCUUUAUUUCUAAAAUUAUUCAAUUAGUGCUUAAAACUUAUUCAUCAAAUUUAACACUUCGACAGACAAAUGAAGAGUCAACUAAAUGGAAGAAUGCAUUUUCUAACAUUUUUGAUAUAUACAAUAUAUUAAUAGAGAUUGACUCUAAUGUUAUAAAGAAGUCUUCUGAGCUAAACGCUACAAACAAGUUAUUAAGAUCAUUUGAAAGGUAUGUUGACACUUUAUCAACUAACUUGCCUUUUACUAAAAUAGGUAAUGGUGAAGAACAGCUUGUCUCUGAGUUGCAAAGUGAAACAAUUGACUAUGAUGAUAUUGGAGUAUCAGUAUAUAUUUCAAAAUAUAUUUUAUAUUUCUCAAUCAACCCAAGUAUUGCCAAUGUUUCGGGAAUAGCAUUGUUUGCAAAUAAUAAGAAAAGAAAUAAACAAAAAAAACUAAAGGGAGCAUUUAAAAACGAACAUUACCGUUUUCUUCAAGUAAAUCAUAACAUUAAUGAUGUUGUUGAUGAGCCUGACUUAGAACUUGGUGUAUACUUGCCAAUAGAUCUAAUAGGCACCUUGAAAGCUUCAACGAAUAAGUUAAGUGACGUUACUGUUGUUAUUAAGGUAUACUCAAAUGACCAACUAUUCCAACAGUCUAUUAGAUCUUUAAUACUAUUAAGUCGAAUAGUAUCUAUAUCAAUACCUGGGUAUAGUUCAAAUCUUCCUGUACCUGUGCCAAUUAUCUUUCGCAAAUCUCAGAACAAGGAGGCAAAUACGUCAGGUUCCUGUAAAUACUGGAACUAUGAAAGUUUUAUCGAUGGUAAAAGUAUGCUAAACCAUUUCGAAAAUAGUAAAGGUAAAACGCUAUGCUUUCUAAGGCGUUUGGCACCAACUGGAUAUUUUUUAGAGAAAAAUAAUUCUAUUGAAAAUACCUUAAUAAUUAAUAAUUCAAGCUUAAAUGAAAAUAUUAUUUAUGCUAUUUUACUUACCAGCUGUCUACUGAUGUUUAUUGGCUUUUGGUUUUGCAAGUGUAAUUUUAGACAACGCUUUCAAAUAGAUGUAGUACUUACAUUUAUCAAAUAUGAUUUCAAAUAGUGUUUAAUAGGCGAACACGGCUGAACGUUAAACUAAAUUUGUCAUUAGUAGAAUGUUCUGAGCGUCUUAACUAUAUUUUAGACUAAACUUUUAUUUUAUUAUAAGCUAUAAAUAAACAUUAAUUAAAACAGCACAGCGGUUUUGUACUUACUUGACACCAAUGAUAUGGCAAGAAAGUCCUCUUUUUGUGCGCUCGCCACUUAAUGAUAUACCUGAUUGUUUGAACAGUAUGUAACAUGUACAUACCUUGAACAAAUACUAUACUAUUCGUAUAACCGUUAAGAUCUGGGAAAUUUUAAGGCAUAGAUGAUUAAACUUCUCGCAAAAACUAUUUCCAUUACUUUAGAAGUUUUAAAAUAUUUUAAGGAGUGCCAUGGUUAAUAAUCAGGAAGUCAUGAGUAAUAAAUGUAACCGGCGCUAGAUGGUGUUUGAAAAUGUCUUACAAACGCUUCCUUCUGCCUGUUAAAUUCUUUACAAGAAAUCGAAGGGGUAUACUACGAGUAACGGGUAUAAAAGAAGUAAAAGAAAAAAACCACUCCAGCACAUGAAAACCACUUUCUUUCUCGACUUUGUCUUUGCUCAUCAUUUUCACUGAAUUUCUCGCUUAAUUUUUGUAUCGCAUCAUCAUCAUAAAACAAAAUAAAAAAAAAAAAAUUUU
Drosophila yakuba is the source of this 5413-nucleotide messenger RNA. RefSeq lists its product as uncharacterized. The transcript is spliced from 2 exons. Bases 1645 to 4755 code for a protein of 1036 amino acids. The record is from RefSeq and is a predicted model, not a curated record. Lineage: Eukaryota; Metazoa; Arthropoda; Insecta; Diptera; Drosophilidae.